AUGAAAAUAGCAGUACUCGGAGCCACAGGUGGGACAGGCACUCAAAUUGUGAAGCAAGCACUUGCAGCCAAGCAUGACGUGAUUGCAAUUGUGCGUAACCCUGACAAACUUAAAGAAAUCCAAAGCAGUCGUCUGACGAUUGUCAAUGGAGACAUUUUCUCUGAAGUUAGUUUGACUUCCCAUUUCAAGGACGUGAAUGCCAUCAUUUCCUGUUUAGGCUUUGAGCGCAGCUCGGUAGUAACUGGCUAUACGGAAUCCAUCAAACCAAUCGUCGCAGCAGCCAGAGCAGCUAACGUCCCUCGACUAAUAGUGAUGACGGCCUACUACACUGAAAUUUCUUCUAUUGAAAGCCAAGGGUUCCUUCUCAGGCUUGUUCUCGGGUGGCUCUUGAUACCGUUGCUUCGACCCAAAUUAAUUAAUAUGAGAGAAAUGGAGAAAUAUCUCGAGACUGAAUGCAGCGACAUCAAUUACACCGUGGUACGGCCUCCUGGACUAACGAACGGAAAAGCAUCAGGACAAGAAAUCAAGUCUGAAAACGAUUCUUAUUUCGUGAAAAACAGCCCUUCGAGAAUGCCUCGCGCUGAUGUAGCCAAGUUCAUGAUCGACUGCCUUUCAAAGUCGGAAUCAUUCAAAAAAUGCGUCGCUGUUGGACUUUAAUAACUAGCAGUCUGCUGUGACCUCUUCUCCCCCAAUCAAUAACGUGAAACUUUUUUUUGUUUUUAGUGAAAGAAUAAAGAGAGAGAGAGAGAUAGAAAA
This is a messenger RNA of Daphnia pulex (common water flea), 756 nucleotides long. RefSeq lists its product as uncharacterized. The transcript has 4 exons. The record is from RefSeq and is a predicted model, not a curated record. The coding region runs from base 1 to 657 and encodes 218 amino acids. Lineage: Eukaryota; Metazoa; Arthropoda; Branchiopoda; Diplostraca; Daphniidae.